AUGAGUUGUAAUACCUAUUUUCUAGAGAGUAAGUUUGAAUAUUAUCCAAAGGACCUAAAAUUAAGUUAAACAAAAUAAACCAACCUUAAUGUACACCAAAAAAGUAGUGUGAUUUUUCAGUUUAAAAAUUCACUAAAACCUAACCAGAUGAAAGAACAACCACAAACAAUUUAUCUAGAAGAUUAGACUCCAGUUAAGACACAAAUAUGGUAUUGUCUAUUGUAAAGAAUAGAUUCUGGAAUAAAGACUGCAUUGGAUCGAUUAAUUGGCUGAAUCUCUUAAAUCUAAUCAAUCUUUUGAGGUUGGUAAAAUACUAUAAAGUCUAUAGUAAAUGGCAGUAACAUUAAAAUAAGCUUCAAAAAAUGAAAUAGAGUUGAACCAAAAAAAUAAGUUAUUAAAUAAAAGCACUCUUGAAACCAUUUCAUAAAAAUAAAUCAUUCAAUAACUCAAAGAACAAUAAGUAAAAUUAAUUUCAUAUGAUAUAGAAUCAUUUUAAAUAAGAUAAUAUAGAUUAAUCUAAGAAAUUACAUUUAACUUAAAUGGAACAAUAGAAAUUACAGAGAGAUUAUCUUUAUUAGAAACAACUUUGUGAAGAAUAUUACAAGAAAGUUCGCAGUCUUGAAAAGAGAAUAGAGAUGAUUUUAGAAAAGAAUUUAUCCACUCAUCAGGAUGAAUUGAGAAUGACAUUAUCUGAAUUAGUUAAAGAUAAUGAACAAUUAAAACGUAAUGUAAUCAAGAGGGAAAAAGAAAUUGAGAGAUUAAAAGAAUUGAACCAAAAGUUGAUUUAAUAAAACAACAGAUUAUCCAAAAAGUUGGAUAAUUUGAAAACCAAACGAGUAGGAACUAAAUCAGAUAAUAUAGUAAUUGAGGAUAAUUAUGUAAACAAUUAUGUUUUUGAUCCAAAUUAACUACCUUAGAGUUUAGAAUUCAGAUUAAGCUAAUUAACUUCUGAAUAAAAUGAUUUCUUGAUAGAUUUGAUUGAACAUGGAGCUGAUGUAUUCACAAAUUAAGUUAUUUAAUUAGAGAAUAUGCAAUAACGAAAAGAUUUAAUCAAUUUAAUUGCAAGUAAUUAUUACAUUUAUAAAAGACUAAUUUAUAAGUUAAAGAGAAUUUAGUGAGAAGAUUAAUUAGAUCAUGAAUGAAUUCAUAACUUUAAUAAGUUAUAGAAAUAUCAAAGAUUUCUAAAUACACGUUAGUAAAGGAUUCAAAAUGAUAUUUCAAACUGAAACUGUUCGUUUAUGGAUUAUAGAUGGAAUGACAUGUAAAGCUUACACUCAUGAUCCAAAUGGGUAAUAAUAAGUGGCAUUGUUGACAGAAGGUGUAUUCUAGAAAAUUGUUUAUGAGAAUUUUGGAAUCAAGAGUCCCUCCAAAGAAUAAUAACUUCUCUACAUAACUGAAGGAUCUAAAAUCUAUGGUAAGAACUUUUUAUUAUUACCGAUUAUGAUGAAUACAAAGAAGCCAUGCGGCUUAUUAGAAGUAUAAGUAUUUGAAUCUAUCAUAGAUUUAAAAUAUUAAUGAUGACAUGAUAAUAGACAUUUAAUACUAUGGAUUAUUAGUAAAUAUGCUAAGCAAGUCAGUUAUAACUAGCAUACUUAGUUAUGAUGCAUUAUAUAAGGAAUUAAAAUAUCAAGAUCUGUUUUACUCUUCAUUUAUCAAGUUAUGUUAGUCUACUAAUUUUGAUGAUUUUGAAUAGAGGAUCUAAGACUCUGCCUAUAGCAUAUUCUAAAUAGCUUAAACUAAUCUUAUACAUGUUGAGGAUAAUAAAUUCAAGAAAAAGGGAUAAUAUUAUGAUAUUAGAUCAGGAUGUGCAUACUAAGUGUACAAAUCACAAAGACCAUAGAUUCUCACUUCGAUUACAAAACAUUAAAAUUUUGAUGAGAAUAUUGACAUCUCCUCAAUAUUACCUGUAUUUGCAGGUCCAAUAAUCUAAGAUAAUUAAGUGGUAGCAAUUUUGGAGUUCAUUUUGAAAAAAAAGAAACUACAGGAUCAACAUCCAUUUGGAUUAUAGAUUCAAAUAGGAUUUAAAGUAAACUCUAUUGAUGAAGAUGCUUAGAAAUUUUAUGAUCUUGCAAGUAAGGCUUAUUGCAUUGCUUUUAAAAAAUGA
Molecule: messenger RNA, 2104 nt
Organism: Paramecium octaurelia
Lineage: Eukaryota; Ciliophora; Oligohymenophorea; Peniculida; Parameciidae
Source: the annotation of a GenBank genome assembly